Messenger RNA from Nylanderia fulva, 1259 nucleotides. It is a transcript of the gene Atg5, whose product is annotated as autophagy protein 5. The record is from RefSeq and is a predicted model, not a curated record. Gene Ontology annotation, cellular component: phagophore assembly site membrane; phagophore; mitochondria-associated endoplasmic reticulum membrane contact site. Gene Ontology annotation, biological process: protein lipidation involved in autophagosome assembly; piecemeal microautophagy of the nucleus; cellular response to nitrogen starvation. Gene Ontology annotation, molecular function: Atg8-family ligase activity. Lineage: Eukaryota; Metazoa; Arthropoda; Insecta; Hymenoptera; Formicidae.
CAUGGCAGAAGGCAGAAGUAUAAUCAACUGCAACAUAACCCAACUUCUCGACUGCUAUCGAAUUGUUUUGAACGUAACUAACGUGUUAGAGUAAAUAAAUCCAUAUUAAUUCGAUGGCAAACGACAGAGAGGUGCUUCGUGAAAUUUGGGAUGGAAAAAUUCCAGUCUGUUUCACUCUCAACUCUGAGGAAAUAUGCGAUUUACAAGGGCCGGAUCCGUUUUAUCUAAUGGUACCUAGGUUAAGUUACUUUCCAUUAUGUACAGAGAAGGUACGAAAACACUUUAUACGACAUGUACAAAGUGAUAGUAAACAAGAGCAUGAGAUGUGGUUGGAAUUCAAUGGAAUGCCAUUAAAGUGGCAUUAUCCAAUUGGAGUUUUACUGGACAUUUAUUUCAAUGACAUUCAAUUACCUUGGAAUAUUGUUGUCCACUUUGAUAAAUUUCCAGAAAAUGUUCUAAUGCACUGUCAAAACAAGGAAGUUGUAGAAGCCCAUUUUCUGUCUUGCAUAAAAGAAGCUGAUGUUCUAAAGCAUAGAGGCCAAAUUGUCUCCAGCAUGCAAAAAAAGGAUCAUACACAGUUAUGGAAUGGUAUUAUGAACGAUAAAUUUGAUCAAUUCUGGUCUGUGAAUGGUAGACUUAUGGAAACCAAUACUGAAGAGGGAUUUAAAUAUAUACCAUUCCGAUGCUAUACAAAUGAAGAUAAAUAUAUACAGAAACUUGUAAAACCAAUGAAUGAAGAAGGUCAAAGAAAGACUUUGAAGCAUUUGUUAAAUGAAGUGUUCCCAGAUCAAGAAAAUGUUGUAGUGCGCACCCAUGGCAUUGUACCACCCUCAGAGACGCCGAUUCAGUGGAUGUCGGAGCACUUAAGUUACCCAGAUAAUUUUCUGCAUUUAAUUGUAGUUACAUCGUAACGUAUAUUGAGAAACGAUUUCAUCAUUAAUUGUAAGUAAAAGAACUAUUUUAUAAUUUUUGCAGAACAUUAUGUACUUUGCCUAAGUUGUUUUAUAUUGUGAUGUAUUUAUUUUAUGAUAAGUAAUAGAAGUUUGCAAGUAUCCAAAAUUUUUCAUCAUUUAGUUGAAAUUCUCUAAGCCAAGUUUUACGAGCAUAUUUGGACUCGACUCGACUUGAAUUUUAAGAGUACUUGCAAUCUUAACUGAGAUGUAUUAUAUUAUACUUGUUUUUGUUACAAAGUAUAUUUUAUAAAUAAUUACGAAGAAUGGUCUUAUGUGAUAAUGAAUGCAUUAAAAAAAUGUUUAAAU